AUGGACUUUUUAGGGGAGAGACGUGUUGGGGCAUUUCUCGAAGAGGAAAUAGUGCAGCUUGGGAACUUGAUUAAAAUAGCUGAGAGUGGGAGUACAAACGAGUAUGUCACCACGUCUUUAUUGCGAAUGUUGAGCUCUUUUGUUCUCAAGUUGAACACUUUUUUUGUCGACUCGAAAAAGACGCGCGACCUUCAACUUGAAGAGGUGGUCCAAGCAGUCAAUUUUUUGAAAUCCCGUGUGGAUGACUCGAACUCUCGAGUGCAGUACCUUCUAGCCCAAGUUCCCGAAGUGAAACACACAUCAGACCCUGUUAUUACAAUGGCGGAGUUACAAAACGUCAAGCCAAAGUCUUCUGAAGAUUUAAAAGAAAUCAAAGAAGUACCGAAAGAGCCGAUGAUCAAACCCAUUGUUUUUGAGAGUGAUCAAGACAGACUUUUGAAAUUAGUUGGAACACAAACGAAUAUGGAGUUGUUAGAGAAGUGGACAGAGAAAAAGAGGUGUGAAGUAAUAUACGAUUCAGACGAUGACGGGUUGUCGUCGUACUCACUCAAUGCGAAGAUCUGUGGUAAAAAGAAUGUAAUGAUAUUUGUGAAGACAACAGACAACUGUCUUUUCGGGACUUUCAAUACUGUCGAGUUACCAACACCACUUUCAGAGUCCGAGUAUUGUUUUGUAAGAAACGACGCAGGUUUCUUUAUUUUUUCUUUAGAAAACCACAAAUCUUCACCACAGAAGAUUUGUAAGAAAAUUGAUGCUUCGAGUGACGCGUCUAUAUUAAUCAAGUCGUCGAUGACAGACGUGUUUUACGUCUCAAAAGCCUUUUGUGUAAAGAAUGGGGGGUCUUUUGUUCUUCCUGGGUUUUCACAAGAGUAUGUUGUAGAAGGUGAAAGUGGGGAUGACACUUUAACUGGGACACAUGAUCCACAGAAGUUUGAUGUGCGCAAGGUCUUAGCUGUUGUCUGGGAUUGA
Messenger RNA from Entamoeba invadens IP1, 969 nucleotides. RefSeq lists its product as hypothetical. The transcript has a single exon. Bases 1 to 969 code for a protein of 322 amino acids. The record is from RefSeq and is a predicted model, not a curated record. NCBI's taxonomy places the organism in Eukaryota, Evosea, Mastigamoebida, Endamoebidae.